AAACCCUGAAAGCCCAUAGCAGCUUCUUUCCCCUGUCGCACGCAUACCAUCCCAAAACAAAAAGGUUUGCAGUCGAAAAACUCUCUUUAGUUUGUGUUUUUGUUUAGGAUCUCAAGUAGCUCUCAUAUAGCCCUAAAAAGUUCUUCUCAAUAAAAUUUGAGAAUCUGUUAUAGUUCCCUCUCACUCAAAUCUUUACUUUUCUAGGGUUUGAAACAACAACAAAAAAAUGGGAUCUUACGCUGAAAUAGUUCCUCAAACUACUACUCCUCCAAAGGAGAUCGAGAAGAAAGAAGAGAAAAUCGAUUAUAUGGAUCUUCCUUGCCCUAUUCCUUAUGAAGAAAUCCAUCGUGAUGCUUUGAUGUCCUUAAAGCCAGAUCUUUUUGAAGGGCUACGCUUCGAUUUUAUGAAGGGAAUCAAUCAAAGAUUCUCUCUCAGCCACAGUGUAUUCAUGGGACCAAUGGAAGUUCCUUCUCAGUCCGCCGAGACCAUCAAAAUACCUACUUCUCACUAUGAAUUUGGAGCUAACUUUCUUGACCCAAAGUUGAUGCUUGUUGGGAGGGUUAUGAUGGACGGAAGGAUGAAUGCAAGACUCAAGUGUGAUUUGACCGAAAACCUCGCUCUGAAGGCUAAUGCCCAGCUUACUCAAGAGCCGCAUAUGUCUCAUGGUAUGGUCAAUUUUGAUUACAAGGGUAAAGACUCAAGGAGCCAGCUUCAAUUAGGGAAUGGGGCCUUAGUGGGUGCUAGUUAUAUCCAGAGUGUCACUCCUCACUUGUCACUGGGCAGUGAAGUAUUUUGGGCGGGUCAGCAUCGAAAAUCUGGUAUUGGAUUUGCUGCUCGAUACAACACAGAUAAGAUGGUUGCUACAGGGCAAGUUGCAAGUACGGGGAUGGUUGCACUUAGCUAUGUUCAGAAAGUGUCUGAAAAGGUUUCUCUAGCAUCGGAUUUCAUGUACAACUACAUGUCGAGAGAUGUUACAGCAAGUUUUGGUUACGAUUGCAUAUUUAGACAGUGUCGUUUAAGAGGGAAGAUUGACUCCAAUGGAUGCGUAGCUAGUUUUCUAGAAGAACGACUGAAUAUGGGUCUCAAUUUCAUUCUUUCCGCAGAGAUCGAUCACCCGAAGAAAGAUUACAAGUUUGGUUUUGGAUUGUCAGUAGGAGAGUAAAUUAUUUGUUUAGUUGAUGCGUUGUCGGAGCCACCCAAGGAGCACAGGGUAGACCUCUCUUGUGACAACUCUCUCUUCAAUUUUUUCUAAGAUAUUAAUUGAAGCCGUCUUCUUAUCAAGACCCAGUUUAACCUUAAUAUUACUUGCUACAUAAAUAAUUUUUUUGUAACAGUAGCAUUACUUCCCUUUGAGAGUACAACACUUCGGAUAGUAGUGUCUGAGAUGUGGAGUAAUCAAAAAAUUUCAUUUCGAUCUAGAGUCU
Papaver somniferum (opium poppy) is the source of this 1424-nucleotide messenger RNA. RefSeq names its product mitochondrial import receptor subunit TOM40-1-like. The record is from RefSeq and is a predicted model, not a curated record. Lineage: Eukaryota; Viridiplantae; Streptophyta; Magnoliopsida; Ranunculales; Papaveraceae. Gene Ontology annotation, biological process: protein import into mitochondrial matrix. The transcript is spliced from 11 exons. Bases 227 to 1162 code for a protein of 311 amino acids. Gene Ontology annotation, molecular function: transmembrane protein transporter activity. Gene Ontology annotation, cellular component: mitochondrial outer membrane translocase complex; mitochondrial outer membrane.